This is a messenger RNA of Panicum virgatum (switchgrass), 2739 nucleotides long. RefSeq names its product probable disease resistance protein At1g61300. NCBI's taxonomy places the organism in Eukaryota, Viridiplantae, Streptophyta, Magnoliopsida, Poales, Poaceae. The record is from RefSeq and is a predicted model, not a curated record. The coding region runs from base 1 to 2739 and encodes 912 amino acids. Gene Ontology annotation, molecular function: protein binding; ADP binding. The transcript has a single exon.
AUGGCCUUCAUGGUUCAAUUAAUCAAACCAAUCCUGAUGCCGAUUUAUAAUCUCAUAUUCAAGCAUGCAGCUUACCCUUUCAAGGUUACCAAAAAUGUGAAGGAUUUCAGGGAGGCUACCAAUGAUCUACAUGCAAAAAGUAAAGAUGUUCAGGACCAGAUUGAGAUCGUUGAACGACAAGGGAUGUCAGCGUCCAACGAAGUGCAACGGUGGCUAGGUAGGGUUGAAACUAUCAAACAACAGGAAGAGCUGAUUGACUGCAAAUACGAUCAGAGAUACAAAAUAUUUGGAUGCUGCGCACCGAAUUGCUGGUCAAACUAUAGAAUUAGCAAAGAUGCUGCCGAGAAGGUUCUCCGCAUCAAAGAAUGCAUAGCCAGUAAACCAUGUGAUUUUGCAGUUCAGCUUGCACCCUCUUCUGUCCAAGAGAUGCCAUGUUCAGCGACAGAGCAGCAACCUUCCAGAGUUGCUAUCUUACAAGAGGCCUUGCGGUGCAUUAAGAAUGAACCGGUGGGGGUUAUUGGGAUUUGGGGCCUAGGGGGAGUGGGCAAGACCCAUCUUCUGAUCGAGAUUAAUAACUCUUUCAUUGGGGACACAUUCUUUGAUUCUGUUACCUUUAUCACGGCCUCCAAAGACUGUUCGGUGAGAAAGAUCCAAGAUGAAAUAGUGAACAAGCUUCAUUUACAUAGAGAUAGUGAUGUAGCAUCCCAAGCCAAAAUCAUUUUCAACUUCUUCAAUAAAAGAACUUUUCUGAUAUUAUUAGAUGAUAUUUGGGAUCAGAUUGAUCUGCAAGCAGUGGGCAUACCCCUUGGUAGCCGUACCAUAAACCAAAUCAGGAGAAAAGUGGUUCUCACAACCAGAUCCAAAAAUGUGUGUGGUCUAAUGGAGGUCAGGAAAUAUAUAAAUGUGGCGUGUUUGCAAGAUGAUGAGGCGUGGCACCUGUUUAGAGACAAGGUUGGACUUGAGACAUUUUCUAAUCCUCGUAUCGAAGCUCUUGCGAAAGAACUUGUGAAGGGACUGAAAGGCUUGCCUUUAGCUUUGAUAACUACUGGGCGGGCAAUGCAUCCAAAAACUGACCCCGUAGAAUGGGAAUCUGCCAUUGCUUACAUGAAACAGUCAUGUUGUGAUAAGGAUGAUCCAGUUUCUAUGGAAAGUGUCUUUAGGCAGCUCAAGUUCAGUUAUGAUCGGCUGAGAAAUGAUACCCUGAGACAGUGCUUCUUGACUUGCUCACUGUGGCCAGAAGAUAAGGAGAUCGAAAUGGAAGCUCUAGCUGAAUGCUGGUUGGGCUUAGGUCUGGUGGAUGAAUGCGAUAUACAUAAAUCCAACAUAAAAGUGCAUAGUAUAAUAGGUGAACUUAAAUCUACAAGUUUGUUAGAGAAUUGUGAAGGUAUAAAUCCAUCAAAGCCAUAUACAGAUGGUGUUAAAAUGCAUGAUGUGGUUCGAGACAUGGCCCUUUGGAUAGCUUGCGGCCAUGAUGAGAGGAACGGCAGGUGGGUGGUCCAUGCAGGAGUUGGUGUCAAUUCAUCUAUGAACACCAUUGCUUGGAGCCAAGCUGAAUGCAUAUCAUUGAUGUGUAAUAAAAUGAUGGAACUUCCUCCUUUUGGUCCAAAGCCCUGCUUCAGGAGACUAAGGAUCUUGGACCUUAGAUGGAAUAUGUUGGAUCAGAGGAUAGCUGCAUAUAUUCAGAGUUUCACUGCACUGACAUAUCUAAAUCUUAGCUGCAACAGGUUCACUAAUAUACCUGAAGAAAUAUGUACCUUGGCAAACUUGGAAUAUCUCAAUUUAUCGAGCAACCCAAUUAAACAGGAAGUGCCUAAGUCCCUUGGAAACCUUACUAGGCUCAAAUUCUUAAAUCUGGAAGGCACCAGCAUCGGGAUACCAGAGGGGAUCAUCUCAAGCCUUAAAUCAUUGAAGGUAUUAGACAUGAGGACUCUUGAGAAAUUCAGUAACACAUCAAUAUUUCUAGAGCUGUGCACCCUGACGAACUUAAAAGCAGUUCAUAUGGUAGUUCAUGGUGCUUCUGAAUAUAAAUCAUUAGGCAAGAUUCAUAGCAUCCCCAUAAGGUUUUUAACUGUAGAAAAUUUAAGGGAAAAGUUUGCAUUCCGCCUCUCUGGUGGUACCUUCGCAGAUGAAAUUGUACGAAGGACCUUAUAUAAGCUGGAUAUUUGUUCUAGCUACAUGGAGCAAAUAGACGUAUCAGGUAUAUUUGAAACCCCAUUUGAGGCUCUCAGUGUGCUCAAGCUUGAUAGUUUGGUGAACCUCAGAGAGAUACUUUGGAAAGGACUAUCUCCGCAGGGUAUAUUCCCAAGGCUCACUCAUUUGCAAAUAGUCAAUUGCCCCCAGAUACAGCACAUCUCUUGGGCCACGUACUUGCCUUGCCUUGAAUAUGUUGAUGUGUCUUUCUGUUAUAAUCUGAAGCAAGCCUUUAGGAGCAGGAUGCAUGAUGAGAAUCCAAAGACAUCAAUGGGCACACUCCCUUGUCUCAGGCUUCUGUAUUCAGGGAACAACACUGAGUUUGCCAGCUUGUGCGAUUCUCACGUAACAUUCCCAUCCCUGGAGACCCUGGAAUUCAUGGAUUGUCCAAAUUUGAAGAGGCUUCCUUUCACGAUGCAAAACUUGCCGCCCAAAUUGCGUACACUAGAAUUCAAUACUGUUACAGAAUGGAACAGAUUGGAAUGGGAGGACCAAGGUGUCAAGUCUUACUUGCAACCCUUUCUUAAGUUCCGCUUUAAAGAAUACUAG